Messenger RNA from Formica exsecta, 1293 nucleotides. Its product is annotated as homeobox protein SIX6-like. The transcript has a single exon. The coding region runs from base 466 to 1293 and encodes 275 amino acids. The record is from RefSeq and is a predicted model, not a curated record. NCBI's taxonomy places the organism in Eukaryota, Metazoa, Arthropoda, Insecta, Hymenoptera, Formicidae. Gene Ontology annotation, cellular component: nucleus; transcription regulator complex. Gene Ontology annotation, molecular function: DNA-binding transcription factor activity, RNA polymerase II-specific; RNA polymerase II cis-regulatory region sequence-specific DNA binding. Gene Ontology annotation, biological process: regulation of transcription by RNA polymerase II.
ACGUGUCACUUCAAGAAUCGUUUUGAAUAUAAUCAGUGACGUGUCGUGCGACGAGAGAGAGAAAACAGAAAUCACCAAGCUUUCAGAAUUUAAUGCUUGCGGUAACAGUCGGUUGUUUUUCGAGGAUAGUUGUUUCUCUCUCUCUCUCUCUAUCUUCUCAUAAGAAAUUUAAAAACUCGUUGCAUCUCUCUCUCUCUAGAUGUCGUAACACCUGCUUCGUUUGUAUUCCCGGACUUUAGAAUUUUACAGUGUCAAUGGUGAAGUGGAUAAUCUUCCAGUGACCGUUACGUCUGUUUGUAAUAUGAGAGAACGUAUCGCGGGUGAUUUCGACGAAUCAUGAAAAAAUCCAAGAGCAAACAUAAAUCGGAGCCGCGUGUUUCUUGAACCGCGACCGGAUAACGUCGACUCUUCGAGGCAGGCUGGACCAGAAUUGGUGGAUCGUGAGAAGAUCGCCGUUCCAGGAAGAUGUCCGCCGCUGGGACCACGCCGUCGAACGCGAACGGUCCGCUCGUACCUGCUCCGAUAUUCGCUUUGCCAACGUUAUCCUUUUCCGUCAGCCAAGUGGCCACGGUCUGCGAGACCCUGGAAGAGAGCGGUGACAUCGAGAGGCUGGCUAGGUUUCUAUGGAGUCUUCCGGUCGCUCAUCCCAAUAUCCAGGAACUGAAUCAAAGCGAGGCCGUCCUCAGAGCGCGUGCCAUCGUCGCAUUCCACUCGGGACAUUAUCGCGAGCUCUACGCCAUUCUGGAGAGGCACAAAUUCACCAAGGACUCCCACGGUAAGCUGCAGGCCAUGUGGUUGGAAGCGCACUACCAGGAAGCCGAGAAACUUCGCGGCCGACCGCUGGGACCCGUGGAUAAAUAUCGCGUCCGAAAGAAAUUUCCGUUGCCAAGAACGAUCUGGGACGGCGAGCAGAAGACGCACUGCUUCAAAGAGAGAACCAGGUCGCUGCUCAGAGAAUGGUAUCUCCAGGAUCCUUAUCCGAAUCCGGGAAAGAAGCGGGAGCUAGCCGCUGCGACGGGACUCACGCCGACGCAGGUUGGAAAUUGGUUCAAAAAUAGAAGGCAGAGGGAUCGCGCUGCUGCAGCGAAAAACAGGUGUGUCAUAAAUCUAAUUCUAUUCUUCCCGCUAACCGGAAAGAGCGAGCUUCUAAGAAGAAUAAUCGCCCAAACGACAAAAACCACGUUUUUCAUCGCGGUCCUGUCAAACAAUCUAUCGGAUUUGUCGAAUUUCGAAUUUUCAAACUCAUUUCGCGAUAUCAUUUUUCGGCAAAAUAACAGAAAUGACAGAUUCUAA